AUGUCGCCUUCUUUCGAUGGCACCACAGAGUCAGCAUCCAAGGAGACGCCUGAUGUGGCAGCAGACGAAACUCACCAGAUCACAGAGGAAUUCCUUAAGUGGUAUAUUUCAUGCCUUCAUGCACACAGUACAUGUACUCUCAAGGCGAAUAUUUUCCAAAUUUAUGGGCUUAAACUAGUUGCAAAGGGAUACUUUCGGACAUCAUUGUUUGGGGCGGCGCGAUAA
Messenger RNA from Blastomyces gilchristii SLH14081, 225 nucleotides. RefSeq lists its product as uncharacterized. The transcript has a single exon. The coding region runs from base 1 to 225 and encodes 74 amino acids. Lineage: Eukaryota; Fungi; Ascomycota; Eurotiomycetes; Onygenales; Ajellomycetaceae. The record is from RefSeq and is a predicted model, not a curated record.